Messenger RNA from Gossypium raimondii (Peruvian cotton), 552 nucleotides. RefSeq names its product Golgi apparatus membrane protein-like protein ECHIDNA. Gene Ontology annotation, biological process: vesicle-mediated transport; protein secretion. Gene Ontology annotation, cellular component: Golgi membrane. Lineage: Eukaryota; Viridiplantae; Streptophyta; Magnoliopsida; Malvales; Malvaceae. Bases 1 to 552 code for a protein of 183 amino acids. The record is from RefSeq and is a predicted model, not a curated record. The transcript has 6 exons.
AUGGAUCUAAGCCAGCCCGUAGAAGAAAACUAUGCCAAUCCCAAAACAUGCUUCUUUCACGUCCUCUUCAAGGCCUCGGCUUUGGCAUUUUACAUGCUUUCAACGCUGUUUGCGGAUAGUUUUGUUAUCAUCUUUGUGAUCACCGUCGUGCUUGCUGCACUUGAUUUUUGGGUGGUCAAGAAUGUUAGCGGCCGUAUCUUGGUGGGGCUUAGGUGGUGGAAUGAAAUAAAUGAGCAAGGUGAGAGCAUAUGGAGAUUUGAGUGCCUUGACCACGAGUCCUUAGCUCGUAUUAACCAAAAGGAUUCUUGGUUAUUUUGGUGGACAUUGUAUCUUAAUGCAGUUGCUUGGACCAUCUUUGGGAUAUUUUCAUUGGUUAGACUUGAAGUUGAUUAUCUCCUAGUUGUGGGAGUUUGUUUGAGCCUUGCCAUUGCCAAUAUCAUCGGAUUCACCAAAUGUCGUAAAGAUGCCAAGAACAAGAUUCAGGCGUUUGCCUCUAGGACCAUUGCUUCUCGUUUUUCAUCUACACUACAGUCAGCAUUUAGCUUGGUGUAA